Messenger RNA from Chrysochloris asiatica (Cape golden mole), 1560 nucleotides. RefSeq names its product 2'-5'-oligoadenylate synthetase-like (gene OASL). Gene Ontology annotation, molecular function: double-stranded RNA binding; nucleotidyltransferase activity; protein binding. The record is from RefSeq and is a predicted model, not a curated record. The coding region runs from base 1 to 1560 and encodes 519 amino acids. Lineage: Eukaryota; Metazoa; Chordata; Mammalia; Afrosoricida; Chrysochloridae. Gene Ontology annotation, cellular component: nucleoplasm; membrane; cytosol. The transcript is spliced from 6 exons. Gene Ontology annotation, biological process: regulation of ribonuclease activity; defense response to virus; negative regulation of viral genome replication.
AUGGCGCUGGCUCAGGAACUAUAUGACACCCCUGCCUCCAGGCUAGACUCUUUCGUGGCUCAGUGGCUGCUGCCCAACCAGGAAUGGAAGGAAAAGGUGAUGGGGGUUGUGCGAACCGUGGAGCAGUUCCUGCGGGACUUCCACUCCAGCUUCCAGUGUGAGCAGUGGCUGAACCAGGAGGUACGGGUGCUGAAGGUGGUCAAGGCGGACUCCUUUGGGAAUGGCACGGUGCUCAGGAGUGUUGCUGAGGUGGAGUUGGUGGUGUUCCUGAGCUGUUUCCAUAGCUUCCAAGAGGAAACCAAGUACCACCACGCUGUUCUGCAUCUGAUACGGAAAAGGCUGUGUCAUUGUGGGAACCUGCUGGCCCUUGGGCUAGAGGAACUGGGGGUGGCCGAGAGGAGCCCCAGCACUCUUGUCUUCACCAUCCGGACCAAGGGGAUAGCAGAGCUCAUCACCUUCACCAUUGUGCCUGCAUACAGAGCUCUGGGGCCUUUGAAUUCCUGCUCUCUACCACCACCUGAAGUCUACGUUCAUCUAAUUAAGGCCCAGGCCCAUGAUUGCCCUGGAAAUUUCUCUUCGUCCUUCAGUGAGCUACGGAGAAACUUUGUGAAAUAUCAGCCAGCUAAACUGAAAAACCUCCUGAGGCUGGUAAAACACUGGUACCGGCAGUAUGUGAAAGCCAAGUGCCCUAAGGCGAACUUGCCCCAUGUCUAUGCCCUGGAGUUACUGACCAUCUAUGCCUGGGAAGUGGGUACUAAAGAGAGUGAGAAUUUCUGUUUGGAUCAAGGCCUUACCACUGUGAUGGAACUGCUCCAGGCAUAUGAGUUUGUCUGCAUCUACUGGACCAAGUACUACACUUUCCAGAACCCAGUCAUUGAGAACUUUGUCCAAAAGCAGCUCAAGAAACAGAGACCCAUCAUCCUGGAUCCCGCUGACCCUACCUGUAAUGUGGCAGAAGGGUACAGGUGGGACAUAGUUGCUCAGAGGGCCUGCCAGUGCUUGAAACAGGACUGUUGCUACGACAACCAGGACUAUCCAGUCCCCAGCUGGAAUGUGAAGAAGGCACGGGAUAUCCAAGUGACAGUGGAGCAGUGUGGUUACUUGGAUUUGAUCUUCUGGGUAGAUCCUUAUGGGUCCAUAAAGAAGAUGAAGGAGAAAAUCCGGCAAAGCCGUGGCUACUCAGGCCUGCAGCGUCUGUCCUUCCAGGAGCCCGGCGGUGAACGGCAGCUCCUCAGCAGCCAAUGCUCCCUGGCCUAUUAUGGGGUCUUCUCCAACAUCCGCAUCUAUCUGCUGGAGACAUUCGCCCCUGAGAUCCAGGUCUUUGUGAAGAAUCCAGAUGGUGGGAGCCACGCCUAUGCCGUAGAUCCCAACAACUUCAUCCUGAGCCUGAAAUAUCAAAUUGAAGACAAGCUGGGGCUGCUCAGAAAACAGCAGCAGCUCCAGUUCAGAGGCCAAGUCCUGCAGGAUCAGUCAGAUUUUGUGAGCUAUGGCAUCCAAGACAGUGACACCCUCAUCCUCUCCCAGAAAGGAGCGAAAAAGGCUUCGCUUUCACCCAGGUAG